AAGAAAUCAUUGACAAUUUUGGAAGAUGAAGUGAAGAAAAUAGCAGAUUGGUAUAUUCUAAACAACUGCAAUGAGAUCUUGCCAUAUCUUCGAGAGCAUAGGGAAAUUUUACAGACUAGAGGUGUUGAAAACCUAGACCAAUUACAUAGAGAGGAAUUUCCUAAUUGGUUUUAUAAUAAGAUUUAUCAUCUUCGACAAACAGGAUCCUUGGAAGUAGAUGAAGAAUUAAUCUCUUUAGCAAACGGUUCUUCAACUCGUGUUGCGUCGUACCCUGGGUGUGUUGUAAAUGGAGUAAGAUUUUUGUGUUAUGACAGGGACAAGAAUCGCAAAACUCAAAAUAGUGGAGUCUCUGUAGCGGGUGUCGAAAAUAGUACUUAUUACGGCCAGUUGGAAGAAGUUUUAGUGAUGUCUUAUCUUUCUGGUUGUUCUGUUGUAUUAUUUAAGUGCAAAUGGUUUGACACUAAUCGGUCUUCAGGAUUAAAGUUUGAGCAAAACAUAACGAGUAUCAAAACCAGUUCGGAGGCCUUCAAAGAUGAUAAAUUUAUCUUAGCAACUCAGGCUAACCAAGUUUUCUACAUUGAAGACCUUAAAAAUAAAUCUCAUUGGAAAGUCGUCCAAGAAGUGCAUCACAGAAAUGUGUGGGACAUCCCACUAGUUGAAGAACAAGCGGAGGAUGUAGAAGUAGAUGUUAUGCACGACACUAGUUCCUCUAAUUUCCAAUUAUUCGUUGAUCUUGGACCGUUGCCACAAAUCAGCUUUGAACGUACGGGGGCUCCAUUACAAUUUGUUGAGAUAGAUAAUGUUGCAAUUGAGGAGGAGAGGGAGGAGGAAAUGGAAGAAGAAGAGGAGGAGGAGGAAGAGGAAGUGGAGGAGGAGGAGGAGGAGGUUGAAUAUGAAGAUGAUGAAGAGGAAGAUGAACACAUAGAAACCGAUGAUGAUAGUGAAGAUUAUUAUAGUGAUAAUUAAGUGAUAUGGCUGAUGUUAUUGCUCAAUCUCACGGGGGUGAUGGUGGAGGAUGCGAUCCUCCACGUGGACCGGCAGAUAUCCCAGCUGAUUGUGAACGAGCGCCUCCAAGUAAACGUGGACGCCAUAAGGGAUUGAACACGCGGGAAAAGAGGGAACAGUUGGGGCGUCCUCUCCCUCUCGAGUGGGAUGUGCGGGGGAGAACAUAUAAAGAGAUCGGAGAGUACAGCUCAAAUUUCUCAAGAGAGCUCGGAUUACUUGUUCGACAGUACACAGAUCCGGACUGUCCUCAAUGGUCAAAAGUACCAAAUGCCUCGAAAGAAAGAAUACUUGCACAUUUGGAAGAUGAUUUGUUUGAUAUUGGGCGUACUAGAUAUGGAGAAGGGCAUAUGCCUGGGAUCUUGAGAGGCAUUGAUACUUCGUGUGCUAAAAAGUAUUCUGACUGGAAGUACGAUAUUAAAGAGCACUUAACGAUUAAUGGGCCACAAAAUCGUUAUGGUGGUUGCACGGAUACGCAGUGGCAAAAAGCAAUUGAUUUUUUCCGUCGCCCAGAAAUUACGAAACGUUCUGUGGUCAACAAGGAAAAUAGAAAGAAAUUGAAAGAGCUUAGCUAUGGAGGUUCUCAGUCAAUCCCAGCCUUACGCUAUAAAAAGCGCAAUUUAGAGACUGGGCAACUUGAGUCCAUCCCGGAUAGCUGGAUGGAUACUCACCAUAAAUCAGGCACAGGGUGGGUGACAGAGACAGCAAAAAAUACUUGGGAGGAAUUGCGUGCAUACCGCGACACACAGCAGACACAGGCAACUGAUACUGAGAGUUCCACACCAGUUUCGAGUGCGCCUGAAGAUGAAGACAUAUCUUUGGUACAAAAUGUCUUCGGAAAACGACGGGGCCACCAGAAAGGAUAUGGACGUAUCCUUAACAUAAGGGACCGAACUCCAUUUGAUUUUCGUCCUUCACAAACUAGAGAUGAAGAGUUGUCUGAGAUGAGAGAGCGUCUUCGACAGUUAGAGGAGCAUGUCCGGACUCAUUGUAUCACCCCGGGAUCUCAAUCUGCCCCACCACCACCACCCGAUGAUCCUGAUGUUGGAGCACCGACUCAGUAGGACUUAUGUAUGAAUUUUAUUACAAUUGACUAUUACAUUAUCAUGUUUAAGACAAGUCUUUAUUUUAAUUCAACGAAUACACUCUUAUGUUUUUUUUUAUAUCUUUAAUAUAAGUGUUUUAAUUUUA
Messenger RNA from Humulus lupulus (European hop), 2193 nucleotides. RefSeq lists its product as uncharacterized. Bases 972 to 2066 code for a protein of 364 amino acids. The record is from RefSeq and is a predicted model, not a curated record. Lineage: Eukaryota; Viridiplantae; Streptophyta; Magnoliopsida; Rosales; Cannabaceae. The transcript has 8 exons.